This is a messenger RNA of Aureobasidium musti, 840 nucleotides long. The record is from the annotation of a GenBank genome assembly. NCBI's taxonomy places the organism in Eukaryota, Fungi, Ascomycota, Dothideomycetes, Dothideales, Saccotheciaceae.
AUGCAGCAAAUGGACGUUCUGAUCCUUGGAGCCGGCUGGACGUCGACGUUUCUGAUCCCGCUGUUGAAGGCACGCAGCUUGACUUACGCUGCCACAUCCACGACAGGGCGUGACGACACUAUCAAGUUCAAAUUUGAUCCUUCGGACCCGGAUCCUAGCUACUUCAAGGUCUUGCCCUCUGCUCGCAAUAUUCUGAUUACUUUUCCGCUCAAGGAGAAGGGCCAGGCCCACAGGCUAGUUUGGGCGUACAACUUUACACACCAACACCCAGCAACAAACGUUCGCUUCCUGCAGCUCGGAUCGACUGGGAUUUGGCAGAUUGACCAAGAGACGACAUGGGUAGAUCGACACUCACCUUACAACAAGGAAAAUCCGCGAGCGAUUGCUGAGGACGAACUGAUGUCAAUGGGCGGCUGCGUACUCAACCUCGCCGGAUUGUGGGGAGGAGAAAGACAGCCGAAGAACUGGGUCAGCAGGGUUGCAACUACCAAGGAGCAGGUCAAGAGCAAGAAAAGCUUGCAUCUGAUUCAUGGUGAGNNGGACGUGGCACGGGCAAUUCUUGCAAUCUUUGAGAAGUGGGAGCAUGCCAAGGCUUCAGGCUCACGUUGGAUGUUGACUGACAUUCAAGUCUAUUGUUGGUGGUCACUCAUGGUCGGCUGGGCCAAGGAAGGCAAGCAUGUGGACGAAGAGCCUAGCAAGCAGAGCCAAUGGGUUUAUGAGUUGAUGCAGGAAGAGGAUGUCAAGGCUUUGCCUAGAAACAUGGAGACACUUGGCAGGUGCUACGACACUCGCGAGUUCUGGAAGACCUUUGAUCUCAUACCUUUGAGAAGCAGGAUCUAA